Molecule: messenger RNA, 2206 nt
Organism: Microbotryum saponariae
Lineage: Eukaryota; Fungi; Basidiomycota; Microbotryomycetes; Microbotryales; Microbotryaceae
Source: the annotation of a GenBank genome assembly
AUGGCUCGCUCAAAUGGAUUCUCUACGCCUGCACGAACGGUUCGAGAAGGUACAGGUGCUUUCCGCGUAGACUUCCCCCUUCCGCGGUGGCUGCAUUCACCAGCGAACCGAGCCGUUCACUCGCUUAGACGAGAAGUACACCGUUGCUUGCUCUUCCCAUGCCAGGUCGCGCGGUCCUGUGGCAUUCGACGAACUAUAUACUGCGCAAUGGGAGCUACUUUCGAGAUGCACCGUUCCGCGUAUCUGACGUUUCAUCUUCUUUCUUCGCUGCAGGCCUCAAUGACCUCGACGACAAGCGCAUCAAAUCGAUUCGACCCCUGAUCCCGCCUCAAAUCCUGAUGGAGGACUACCCCUUGACCAUGAAAGGUCUGUCUUCCGCAUCUCAAGUCUCUAUCCUUCUGUGUAGUCCAAACAUACGGGAUGUGCCGCCAUCCCCCCCCCCCCCCCCCCCCCCCCCUCGAUCUGCGAGAUACUCUGAUGACUAACACGCACGAAACUCGGUCUUAUCACAGCUGCUGCUACCGUUCUUGAAGGCCGUAAAGGGUGCGAGGAGAUUGUUGCCGGCCAUGACGAUCGCCUCUUGGUCGUGAGUCUCGACGAGCGAAGCGAGUAGUCGAGCGUUCGGUGUCUUAGCCCCUGACCCAAUUUUUUGGCUCCUCUCUCUCCCGCUAGGUCGUCGGACCCUGCUCUGUCCAUGAUGUUCAAGCUGCUCUCGAAUACGCCAAGCUUCUUAAAGCCUACGCCGAUGAAGCUGCAGAGGAUUUGCUCAUUCUCAUGCGCGUCUACUUUGAAAAGGUACGCUCUUCAAGAUGUCAGCGGCAUGUCGCCGAUCUUCUACGCUGACCACCCUCUUGAUCUACCGUGGUCCACAUAGCCUCGAACGACCGUCGGAUGGAAAGGACUGAUCAACGACCCUCAACUCAAUGGCUCGUUCCAAAUCAACAAGGGUCUCCGACUCGCGCGUGGCCUCUUGCUCGGGAUCGUAAGCGGCGGCGACCGGCCAAGUCUUCAUGCUUGACAGUUCACUUACUGUCUCUUUCCCCCAUCCCGUAGGCCGAAAUGGGCCUCCCCGCCGGGUGCGAAUUCUUGGAUACCAUCUCGCCGCAGUACACUGGAGAUCUCGUCUCUUGGGGUGCUAUUGGCGCGCGAAGUCAGUCUCCCCAGGUGGAGAACUCAGGGCGGAAAAGCCCGUACUGACAACGGUGCUCCUUGACACAACAGCAACCGAGUCGCAGGUUCACCGAGAGCUGGGUCCGUGCUUUAAACUUCAUCUGAUUGCAAAUUGGCACAGCUGACCAAACUCGGCCUUUUUCCACCUUUACAGCCUCCGGUCUUUCGGUCCCAAGUGAGUGCGGCUGGCCAGAGCUCAUAUCAUGUUCAGAUCCCUUGCUCAACAUUCAUCUUGCACACUGCAGUUGGUUUCAAGAACGGCACUGAUGGCUCCUUGCAAAUCGCCAUCGACGCGAUUGGAUCCGCCGCCUCGUCGCACAGCUUCCUGUCCGUCACCAAGCAGGGCAUUUCUGCAAGUACGUGCAGACACAGGCUUCAACCGCCCUGCAAAAUAAGGUUGACGUAUAGUGUUUGUCUCCCCCAGUCGUUGAGACCGAUGGCAACCCGUCGUGCCACGUCAUUCUCCGAGGCGCCAACUCCGGCCCCAACUUCUCCGCUGACCACGUCGAGAAGUGCGCUGCUUCAUUGGCCAAGGCUAAGUUGGCCCCUCGUGUCAUGAUCGACUGGUAAGUCCAGUAGAAACUCCAGUAGAAGGUAUCACACUGCAUCCCUAGCUGGUGCUCACGCAUAUCCAUCUCAUCGCGACUGCAGCUCGCAUGGCAACUCUGAAAAGAAGCACGAACGCCAAGUGAUCGUGGCCGACUCCAUCGCCGAACAACUCGGGAACAGCCGAACAGCAUCCAACAUCAUCGGCGUCAUGAUCGAAUCGCACCUCGUCGCUGGCAAACAAUCGAUCCCCGCCGAAGGGCCGGUCGGGCUCACCUACGGGCAAUCGGUCACGGACGCGUGCAUCGAUUGGCAAACGACCGUUCAGGUCUUGGAUACGUUGAGGAAGGGUGUGCAGCAGAGGAGAACGGUCGUGGGCUCGCGUCAGGGCCUGAACAGGGCUUUGAACGUGCUCAAGGAGAGGGACGCGAGUCUCGAGGGAGGAAAGGCCGAGUUCAACGACCCGAACCAGUUCGCUUCGAGGGCUUGA